AUGGAUCUAAAACCAAGUGAAAUACGUUUUACUCAGAAUUCUAUCAACAAUGUUUUCGACAAAAAUUCCAGACACGACUGUCAACAUAUCGGUGAAACAUUGGAUUCUUUAUUGAUGGGACGUUGUGAAAUUUCAGACAUACCGACAAUAACUGUCAUCAACCGAAAUUCAGCCUGGUACACAGUCGAUAACAGGAGACUAUGGGUGUUCCAGAAGCUUGAAGAGCUGGGGAAAUGUACCGAAAUACCCGUAAUUAAAGGCUUUUCGAUUCCUGCUAAAAAACUCACAACAAAUAAUGAUGGGAGGUCGGUAAGAGUACGUGGCAACGAAGGAGGGUCGUACUGGAGGAUAAGGAGUCUGAGAAGUACCUUAACGCCACAUAGGGAAAGUAGAACUUUUGGGGACCAGAGCUUGCCUAACUACUAUUCCGUGGAACGAACUCCAUCGGCGUCUUCAUUUAGUGAGAGUUCCAUCUACAAUGGAGACCAGUAUUCGGAUUAUAGACCCAUAAGGAGUUUGUUUGCGCCAGUAAAUCGACCAUCCACACCAGCUUCAAGUAGCCGACCAAGUACAGCGUCUUUUCCGGCCUUUCUCCAGACAAAUACAUUUUCCGGUCGCUCAUCGGUCGAAUUGCUGGACCCAGAAAAAGUACGUUAUACCAAAGAAAAAAUCAAGGCUCCACCCCGUGGACUUGGUUACCGAUCUACUGACCCUAUUCUUGUGUACCGUGCUUUUGAGGAGAACUGGACGCUGGACGGUAACCGGCGUCUGUGGUCGUACAAGGAAGCCAGGAAAUACGACCCUUUUCUGAAGGUACGAGCUAAUGUGAAGGAUGACGAGGAUGAAUUCUUGGAGAAACUGAGGGUUGACCGACCCUGGCUAACUGUAUUGGAUAUUGUACAAAUGGGCGAAACGGUAACCAUUGAAUGAAACGAUAAGAUCAGCUGAUGUCACCACUUCCGUAUAACUGUGAAGAAGUGUGCGCUUGAAAGUUGUCUAGAUAUUUUGUGAGUCAUUACCCGUUAUCUAC
This is a messenger RNA of Ylistrum balloti, 1030 nucleotides long. RefSeq lists its product as uncharacterized. The transcript has 2 exons. NCBI's taxonomy places the organism in Eukaryota, Metazoa, Mollusca, Bivalvia, Pectinida, Pectinidae. Bases 1 to 930 code for a protein of 309 amino acids. The record is from RefSeq and is a predicted model, not a curated record.